GAGCAGCAGUCGGCGGCACGCGACCUAGCCACAGAGCGGCGCAGCGCCGGCAGAGUGCAGCAUAGAAGACGCAGACGUCGACAUGGCCGGCUGCUGGCUGUUCCUCGCAGCUAUUACCGGGCUCCUGCUGGCAGCCGCCGCCGCAUUCGCCGCCGCGGUCACUCCACAGGGGCAGGCGGUGAAGGCCGCUCCUGGUUCCUCAGUACGGGUGGACUGUGCCAGUGGCAGCAGCGCCUCUAGCGGCGGCGGCUGGAACCCGCUCGGCACGCUGUCCAACCUCCUGCUGGGGUACAGCGACGAAGAAGAUGACGAUGACGACAAUGAUGACGGCUCCAGCGGCGAACGUGCUGGCUCUGACGAGGACUACUACUCCUGGAUGGACCUGGGCCUGGGCUUCCUUGACGACUCCAGCAGCGAGGAGGCAGCCAGGCGAGAGCACAACCUACCUGGCGAGGCGGGCAGCAAACCCCUGGGAAAUGGCGAGGUGGUCAACAACUCGCUGGGGACUGGUGAGGUGGCCAACCGAACCCUGGCUCGCCACAGGAGGGCCACGCCCAGUUGGAGUCUAGGUGACAUAGACGUGCAGGGGGGCAAGAACUGGUCGGUGCGCGUCUUCAACUGGGUGCUGGUACGGCGCAACCCGGCGACUGGCCAGGUGGAGGUGAAGCUGCAGGUCCCGGGACUCUUCUCCUCCCCUGCUGGCGGCAGCGGCGACUACGAUGACGACGUCGACGUCGACGCGAGCGACAGCGGACGCGAAGCGAGAUCGACGCGCCUCGAAGAAGGUGUUGCCAGACACCCAGAGGACGUCUCCAGCGGUGUGUCGUCCCCAGAGUACUCCCAGAGUGGCGCCAGCUGAGGGCGACUUCUCCAGGUGGGAAACCACCAGCAGGAAGACGCAAGCCAGCCGGGACACGUUCGUGUGGAGAGUCAUUAAUUCAUUUCCAACUGCUUGGGAAUGACACACAUUUACUUGGCCUGUACACUAAUGAACGGUACCAAAAAAGCAUUGUCCUAAAAUGUAAAAAUUUUAUACAUGUCUACAUUAAUGCAAUACUGUACUUUGUUUUGACAGCCUGGAUGAGACAAAAAAAAAAUUCAAGUUGUAGUUCUCUGAUUGAAGUUUGUUGUAUUUUGAUUUAAAAUACUUUUACCGUGUACAUAUAUGUUUCAUUGUAUUUAUAUAUACUGUUUAUGACCUCGUUAGUUAGUUACAGACCCCAUAACUUAUCAAUAUAAUAAACCUUGUUAGACAAAAUGUAUGAUAAGUGCAACUGUUAUACUUCAGUAAAAUUUAUAGACGUUGUUUUUAGUUAAAAACACUUCUAAAAGUUUAAGUAUUAUGUACGACAACAUUUUCGUCAUUGACCCCAUUUUCCCCGUAACUUCUAGCUUCACUCAAAAGAGUACAUACAUUUGUUUAAGCUAUAAAAGGUUUUUGUCGCAUGACGACUGCGUGCGGCUCCUGUAUACUCUUUGACCUUGCUGUAAAUAAUCCGAUGCUCCCUCCUGUUUUUGAACAGAAUGGUGGACGAUAUUAUUAUGUGUAGACUCACCACGAAGCCAGUUUCUGAAGAAUCAUUUUCACCUGUUACUUACCAGUAAACUUAGUAAGGUGUCCUGUAACCUGCCAGUUAUAUGAAAUGUUGUCGCAAUAAGGUGUCGUAUUUUGAUCCUGUAUACAGAUGGUAUAAAUAACUGAAGGACUGUCCAUGUCCCAUAAUUAGCCCGCAUGGUGCUUGGUUGAAAAGUCCUUGACGCUCUGACGCUACGCUAGGCUAGAUCGUUCCUCGAAUAGCACGCUCUUCCUUUAAGGGAAAAUAAAGAAUAACCCCUGCCAAGAGCCACAAAAGCUCACGUCUGUUUCAUUUCUUUUAGCCAUGUUGACAGUUGUUGUGGGGAACAAAAGUGUAGUUGCAUAAGUAGGAGUGAAAAACAAUGUGUUCAUUAAUAUUAACACUAAUCUUGUGUACAUAUCGUGUAAACUAACUCGUUCCGCAUCAUUUCGAUAAAAGAUUUCGUUCAAAUGAUCUAUAGGACAUGCAACUAAUUGACCAACUGAGCAAUUUUUGUCAGUUAUCGGUUCUGAUUGUUUCAUGUAAGCCCUGUAUAAUGUUUCCUGGAGAAUGUCUAUCUUAAUAUUCGUUAGUGAUCAAAUAUUUGAGUAUUAGAUUAGAUUAGAUUAGAUUAAUACUAGUUCCAUGGAUCAUGAAUACGAUAUUUCGUAAUGAUGUGGAACGAGUUAAAUUUUCCAAU
Molecule: messenger RNA, 2256 nt
Organism: Schistocerca serialis cubense
Lineage: Eukaryota; Metazoa; Arthropoda; Insecta; Orthoptera; Acrididae
Exons: 5
Coding region: 83-859 (258 amino acids)
Source: RefSeq, a predicted model, not a curated record